Messenger RNA from Cryptomeria japonica (Japanese cedar), 1522 nucleotides. Its product is annotated as triacylglycerol lipase 1. NCBI's taxonomy places the organism in Eukaryota, Viridiplantae, Streptophyta, Pinopsida, Cupressales, Cupressaceae. The record is from RefSeq and is a predicted model, not a curated record. The transcript is spliced from 9 exons. Gene Ontology annotation, molecular function: hydrolase activity, acting on ester bonds. The coding region runs from base 109 to 1308 and encodes 399 amino acids. Gene Ontology annotation, biological process: lipid metabolic process.
GGAAAAUAACUCAAAUUAAUGAAGUAGAUGGAUGUGCAGCUACAUGUCUUUGAACAUUCAUAUUAAUGUUGUGUUAAGCAACAAGAAACUGUAAGGAGUGUGUCGAAUAUGGGGUUGAAUAUGAUGUGGGUUUUUCUUCUCUUCUGUUUCUUAACUGUGAAUUCCAUUCAUGGCGACCAUAUUGGCUCCACUUUAACAGCCCACCCUGUUGAAAAUCCACAAGGAAUUUGUGCACUUUUUGUGUCGGGCAAAGGGCACGACUGCCAGGAAUUCAUGGUUCCUACAGAAGAUGGGUUUUUACUGUCAGUUCAAAGGCUGACAAACGCCAAGGUUCUAACAACUGAUAAAGAACCUGUUUUUCUGUACCACGGCAUCAUGCAGGGAGGAGAAGGAUGGGUUUUUAAUGAGCCCUAUCAAUCAUUAUCAUACAUGCUUGCAGACUCAGGUUAUGAAGUAUGGAUUGGAAAUACCCGCACUACACUUUACACCUUCGGCCACAAAACCUACAAAAGAUCUGACGAUGCCUUCUGGGACUGGACUUGGGAUGAUCUUGUAGCCUAUGAUCUCCCUGCAAUGUUGCACUUUGUCAAUUCUAUGACUGCAAAACCAAUUCUUUACAUUGGGUUUUCUCAGGGAGCCAUGACAGGAUUUGCUGGAUUUACAGACAGAAAACUUGCAAGCUUGGUGAAGAAAGUUGUCAUGCUUAGUCCUGUUGCUUAUCUAGACCAUGUUACUUCUCCUUUAUCAAGAACUGCAACAGCACUCUACCUCGAUAAGAUGUACUUGGCACUAGGCGUCUACGAAUACAAUACAACAAACUCACAAAAUGAGCAUAUUCUAGACUCGGCAUGCCAAACUCUCAAUAUAAGCAUUGGGACUUGCUAUGAUGAUAUCAUCAACCUAAUAACCGGACCGAAUUGUUGUCUCAACGAAUCUAAGAUAGAAUACUAUAACAAAUACAGCUCACAGGCUACGGCAUCAAAGAAUAUAGGUCAAUUGGCUCAAUUAAUGAGAUCGGGCAGAUUUUGCAAAUAUGAUUAUGAUCUGACGGGUAAUGUUGAGAAAUAUGGAAGCCCUGAACCUCCAUCGUAUGAUCUAUCACUGAUUCCAGUCACUUUGCCAUUUUUGAUAAUUCAUGGGGGAAAUGAUAUGUUGGCAGAUGUGGAAGAUGUUAAACAUGUGGUCAGUGAAUUGCCAGGCAAAGUUGAGGUGCACUUAAUGGCAAACUAUUCUCAUCUGGACAUGAUAUAUGCAACUUCUGCUCAUGUUGAUGCCUAUCCUCUAGUCCUCAAAUUCCUGGAGAAGUAGACAACGUAUUAUUUUCUGUCAUAUAAACUUUAGGAAUAGGCAUUAUAUGCAGUAAUGUAGAAGGCAAUAAAUAAGAAUAUUGAACACUCUUUUCUACUUUCAUAAUAUAUGUAUUUAUUAUUAUAUUUGAUGGCCUUCCUCCCCUGGGUAGGACAAUGUAUUAUAUGGAAAGUUAUUGAGCGUUUAAUUAAAUAUAAUUGCUUCUAAUGUUAAA